AGCCGAUUCAGAAACGACCAGAACCGUCGUGAUGGAGGUUCUCUGCAAAAUUUUAACAGUGUGCCUGCUGCUCGGUGGCGCUCAGGCGUUCACAAGGGCAGAGCCAGCCAAGGAGCUCACUUGGCAGUCCCUGUUCUUCGAUGCCGUGACUGGCAAUCUGCAGGAGCCGCAGGCCGAUGAGCUCAUCAACCUGGAGGAGUGCACUGCCCUUUACACGGUGGACAACAUUGAGAUUCUGGUGACGGCUGGCUACAAGAUUCGUCGUUGCAACAAUGUGGAUGCCAAAGAUAUCGAGAGGUAUUUGGAGCGUCACGAUGCCGUCUACACGAAGCACUCCUUCGAAAGGGAGAUGAUUGGAUGCCACACCCACGACUGCUACGUGGAUGCCGUUUUGAAUCUGUUUAGUUCGGUGCGAUUGAACCGCUACGAUCAUCGUCGCCGCAGAGCCUGCGUCCUGCGUGCGGUGGAGAAGGCGGCGGUCAAGCUGGAUGCUGCCUCCAUUGCCCUGGCCAAUUGUCUUGCCCUAACGCAGCCCCAGCCACAGCCGCCCCAGAACAGCACCCUGGCACCUCCGGCACAGAACACCACUUCGAAACCACCUUUCAUAGUUAAUACCACAACUGCUGCACCGGGAUUGAACACCACCCAGUGGCCCAACACCAGUACCACACCCAACUUCACCACCACUGCUACUCCGAACUGGAAUUCCACUGAAGGUCCAUGGUGGGGAAACAACACAACAACUGGAGGUCCGUGGUGGGGAAACAAUACGACCACUGGAGGUCCUUGGUGGGGAAACAAUACAACAACUGGAGGUCCUUGGUGGGGAAACAACACAACAACUGGAGGUCCUUGGUGGGGAAACAAUACAACAACUGGAGGUCCUUGGUGGGGAAACAAUACAACAACUGGAGGUCCAUGGUGGGGAAAUAGCUCGACUACUGAAUUUCCAUGGUGGGGAAACAAUACAACCACUGGAGGUCCUUGGUGGGGAAACAAUACAACAACUGGAGGUCCUUGGUGGGGAAACAAUACAACAACUGGAGGUCCAUGGUGGGGAAAUAGCUCGACUACUGAAUUUCCAUGGUGGGGAAACAAUACAACCACUGGAGGUCCUUGGUGGGGAAACAAUACAACAACUGGAGGUCCUUGGUGGGGAAACAACACAACAACUGGAGGUCCUUGGUGGGGAAACAAUACAACAACUGGAGGUCCAUGGUGGGGAAAUAGCUCGACUACUGAAUUUCCAUGGUGGGGAAACAAUACAACCACUGGAGGUCCUUGGUGGGGAAACAAUACAACAACUGGAGGUCCAUGGUGGGGAAACAGCUCGACUACUGAAUUUCCAUGGUGGGGAAACAAUACAACCACUGGAGGUCCUUGGUGGGGAAACAACUCGACUACUCAAGGUCCUUGGUGGGGAAACAACACAACAACUGGAGGUCCAUGGUGGGGAAACAAUACCACUCAAGGAGGAAACUCUACCCAAGGGCCCUGGUGGACAAACUCGACCCAAGCACCCAGCUUGAACUCGACUGAGGCUCCGUGGUGGACAAACACCACUGCCAGCUGGAACAGCACCACCGCCGACGACACAACCACCACCGAGGGGAACUGGUUCGAUCACCUCCUCGACCAAAUUGGAUCCCUCUUUUAGAGCUAAAAAGCCACAAGAGGCUCAUCCCUACUUUCUAGAAGGAUGGACUGUUGCCUAAGCUCUGGGCUAGCAAAUAAACUAUAAAUAAAUAAACUUAUCAGCAUUGAAAA
Drosophila elegans is the source of this 1767-nucleotide messenger RNA. Its product is annotated as mucin-5AC. Lineage: Eukaryota; Metazoa; Arthropoda; Insecta; Diptera; Drosophilidae. The record is from RefSeq and is a predicted model, not a curated record. Gene Ontology annotation, biological process: carbohydrate metabolic process. The transcript is spliced from 3 exons. The coding region runs from base 32 to 1657 and encodes 541 amino acids. Gene Ontology annotation, molecular function: hydrolase activity, hydrolyzing O-glycosyl compounds.